ACUAUUAUUAUUGGACCGACCUGCCGUAGAGCUUUAACAUUGCAGACCACUCAACAAGUUCUCAGAGUCAUCACAAAAAUCGCUUAUCGAUAUCAGUAGCGUAAUAAUGGCUUCCGAUUCCAUGGAGGAGCCUCCUUCUUCGCAGAGAAGCUACUGGAGAAGAUGGAGCAAGCAAGAUUUCCUACCGGAGCAAUCCUUCCAGAGCUGGACCGACUACAAAACCGCGCUUUCUCAGACGUGGCUCAGGUUCAAGGAUCGUCUGGUGAGCAGAUCCGACGACGCCACCGAGACCGGUGAGAUCAGAAAGGAAAGCGAGAACGACAUGAAGCGCUGCCUCAACUGGUGGGAUCUCAUCUGGUUCGGCUUCGGCUCUGUGAUCGGCGCCGGAAUCUUCGUCCUCACCGGUCAAGAAGCUCACGACGACGCCGGCCCUGCCAUUGUGUUGUCCUACGUUGCCUCCGGCAUCUCCGCCAUGCUCUCCGUCUUCUGCUAUACUGAGUUUGCCGUAGAAAUCCCUGUUGCAGGCGGGUCAUUUGCAUAUUUGAGAGUGGAACUUGGAGAUUUUGCAGCAUUCAUAACAGCAGGAAACAUUCUUCUUGAAAGCAUAGUAGGAAGUGCCGCAGUAGCAAGAGGAUGGACUUCCUACUUCACAACCCUUUUGAAUCGUCCCUCCAAUUCACUUCGCAUCACAACAAACCUCAAACAGGGCUACAACUUAUUAGACCCCAUAGCUGUCGGAGUCCUUGUUAUUUCUGCAACAAUCGCCAUGAUCAGCACCAGAAAAACCUCGUACCUUAACUGGAUAGCAUCAGGAAUCAACAGCUUUGUCAUCCUCUUCGUCAUAGUCCUAGGUUUCCUCCAUGCCAAUACCUCAAACAUGUCCCCUUUCUUGCCUUAUGGGGUUAAAGGAGUGUUUAGAGCAGCUUCUAUUGUGUAUUUUGCAUAUGGUGGGUUUGACAGUGUUGCGACUAUGGCUGAAGAGGCUAAGAAACCUUCAAGGGAUAUACCAAUUGGGUUACUUGGAUCAAUGUCUUUGAUCACUGUGAUUUACUGUUUGAUGGCACUUUCAUUGAGUAUGAUGCAAAAGUACACUGAGAUAGAUGAAAACGCAGCGUUUUCUGUGGCUUUUGGAAGUUUGGGACUGAAAUGGGCAAAGUAUGUGGUGGCUUUUGGAGCUUUGAAGGGUAUGACCACUGUGCUUCUGGUUGGAGCUUUAGGACAGGGACGAUAUAUGACGCAUAUCGCACGUGCCCAUAUGAUUCCACCAUGGUUUGCUCUCGUCCACCCCAAGACUGGAACCCCUAUAAAUGCUACACUGCUCAUCACCAUCUCAGCUGCCUGCAUUGCAUUUUUCUCAAGCUUGGAUGUAUUGUCAAGCUUGUUGUCAAUAAGCACACUGUUUAUCUUUACGAUGAUGGCUGUGGCACUUCUUGUGAGAAGAUACUAUGUAAGAGGAGUGACACCACCUCAGAAUUUGAUAAAGCUCGUCAUCUUCUUGCUUCUCAUUGUUGCUUCUUCAAUGGCUACUUCAGCUUAUUGGGGUUUGAGCCCUAAUGGUUGGGUGGGAUACACCAUAACUGUUCCUUUAUGGUUCUUGGCCACUUUAGGACUGUCCUUAUUUUUGACUCAGCAAAGGGCACCUAGGGUUUGGGGGGUGCCCCUAGUUCCAUGGCUGCCUUCUUUGUCUAUUGCAAUAAAUAUUUUUCUGAUGGGUUCUUUACCAACAAAAGCAUUUAUAAGGUUUGGAAUUUGCACUGCUGUGAUGUUGGUUUACUAUGUUUUCUUUGGCCUUCACGCCACCUAUGAUAUGGCUCAUCAUCAACCAGACAAGAACAUGAUUCAGUCUAUGAAAAUGCUGAAAGAAAGCUUAGAGAAUGGAGAUCUUUAGUUAAUAAUUAGAUCAUUAUAUAUAGUUACUAUAUCCUUUGAUUUUCAGUACUUGAUGAAUAUAUACAUUUUGUAAUAUACUUGUACAUUAAUUUCCGAUCCACAACAAUUACUUGUAUGAAAUUCUACGUUCGCAAGUUUUUAUUUUUGA
Messenger RNA from Neltuma alba, 2038 nucleotides. Its product is annotated as cationic amino acid transporter 5-like. The transcript is spliced from 3 exons. Gene Ontology annotation, cellular component: plasma membrane. Gene Ontology annotation, molecular function: L-lysine transmembrane transporter activity; L-glutamate transmembrane transporter activity. Gene Ontology annotation, biological process: amino acid transport; transmembrane transport. The record is from RefSeq and is a predicted model, not a curated record. NCBI's taxonomy places the organism in Eukaryota, Viridiplantae, Streptophyta, Magnoliopsida, Fabales, Fabaceae. Bases 107 to 1888 code for a protein of 593 amino acids.